Messenger RNA from Quercus lobata, 1140 nucleotides. RefSeq lists its product as uncharacterized. The record is from RefSeq and is a predicted model, not a curated record. The coding region runs from base 1 to 1140 and encodes 379 amino acids. NCBI's taxonomy places the organism in Eukaryota, Viridiplantae, Streptophyta, Magnoliopsida, Fagales, Fagaceae. The transcript is spliced from 4 exons.
AUGGAAAGAAGUAGACACCUUGGUUGUGAUGCUUUUACUUUCAUAGGAUUUAGAAAUUGGAAAAAAGUCAAUUAUGGAAAGAAUUGUGCCUUUUUGAAUCCUGUUGGGGAGGAUCCUUGCUCACCCCACAAUAAUGCUGUGAAAUAUUGUGAUGAUCUAUUGAAUGAAUCAAUGCAUAUGGAUAAAGUGAUGAAUGUGCAGAGUUCUGAACAAAUUCUAAAUAAUCGAUUGCGGGUGAAAACUUCUAUUGAUACUGUCCGUGAUAAGGUUGAACAAGUUGUUUUGGAAAAUGCUCCUAAAGCUGCUAAGUACACUUCGCCUACAAUUCAGAAGGAGAUUCUGCAUGUUAUUGCAAACAUUGCUGCAUUGACUUUGAAGAACAAAACAUAUGCUAUUCUUUCUCGUCACUGUCUUGACAUUCAAAAUAUUCAUGGACAAGGAUAUGACGGUGCUAGCAACAUGUGUGGUGAAUGGAAAGGAUUGCAAGCCUUAGUUCUUAAUGAUUGUCCUUAUGCAUACUAUGUGCAUUGCUUUGCUCGUCGGUUACAAUUAGCAUUAGUUGCUGCAUCAAGAGAGAAAUCUCUAGACAUCUCAAAUGCCCAAAAUUUAGUUUUAGUAACAAAGACACUCAUCCAAAAUUUAAGAGUAGAUGGUUGGGAUAAUUUUCUUGAGAAUUUCAUAGGAUUCUCCAAAAUAUUUGGAAUUGAUAUUCUAGAUCUAAGUGCUCGAUUUGCUAAAGGUAGAGGUCGUAAGAAAAGGGAUCAUGUUACAGUGGAGCAUCAUUACCAUUUUGAUAUAUUUAAUGCUACAAUAGAUGUUCAAUUGCAAGAGCUUAACAAUAGGUUUGGUGAACAACCAAUAGAACUCUUGAAACUUUGCUCGGCUUUGGAUCCAAAGGAUGCUUACAAAUCCUUUAAUGUGGAUAACAUAUGUCAUCUUGUUGAGAAAUAUUAUCCUCUUGAUUUUUUUGAGGGUGUUAGGACUGGUUUGAAAAUUCAAUUGAGGCCAUUUGAGCAUGAUGUGCAAAAUCAUUCGAAGUUUCAGAAUUUGUCAUCUAUAGCAGAGUUAUGUCGAAGAUUAGUGGAGACAGAAAAGUCACAGGUAUAUCCUCUUAUUGAUUCCAGUGUCCACAGCAACUAG